Gryllus bimaculatus (two-spotted cricket) is the source of this 795-nucleotide messenger RNA. Lineage: Eukaryota; Metazoa; Arthropoda; Insecta; Orthoptera; Gryllidae. The record is from the annotation of a GenBank genome assembly.
AUGGCAGUAAAUGGUUCUAUAUUGAAGAAGUCGCUAAGUCAUAUAUCAGAAAUGCUACAAAAAACCUUUAAAAAAUAUCAGAAAUCUGGGACAGAGUGUGACAAGGCAAGUCAAAAUUUAGAAGAUGACUUUGAUACAUGUAAUACUUAUGCAACCUGGCCUUCAUCUAAACUCCGAACCACCAUUGAAGACAUGAUCAAGGAAAUUCUAAAGGAAAAUUCAAAGGCUGUUCUUAACGUAAUUGAUGAUGUAGAGAGUGAACUGAAUAAUGAAAUUCCAGCAAAUGUUGAAGAACAAUUAGAUUUUUGCAUGAUAUGCUCACAAGAGGACCAAAUAGAGGCAACUGAACUGCAAAAAAGUCUGUGUUCCCAAUAUGACCUUGUGGGGAAAGUGUUGUGGGAAUGUAUACCUUUAGGGCGAGACUUAUUUAGUGUGUUGGAAGAUAUAAUUAAAAACAGUUCAAGAUUACUAUUCUAUAUUUCAGAGAGGUUUGAUGAUAGCGAUGCUUGUGCUUAUAUUGCAAGAAAUUUACUUAUGGAACAAGACAAAGAUGGUGCAAACAGAAAAGUGAUUCCUCUAGUCACUCAAUUUGAAACUCCUAUUCCCGAGACAUUUCAGUUAAUAGAUAAGUUAUACCUUUCUAGCAAUUUACAAUUUCAAUUCAGAUUUCCAGCUCUAUUUACAACCGAGGUAAAGCUAGAAAAGGUAUUAAGAACUGAAAGGUUAAAGAAAAAGUUGGACAAUGAAAGAAAGUCAAUUUUACAGACCUUAAUACAAAAAAAAUUAGGAAUUUAG